Molecule: messenger RNA, 198 nt
Organism: Perkinsus marinus ATCC 50983
Lineage: Eukaryota; Perkinsozoa; Perkinsida; Perkinsidae
Exons: 2
Coding region: 1-198 (65 amino acids)
Source: RefSeq, a predicted model, not a curated record
AUGUCCCGACUCAACCGGUGCACUCAGGCAAGCAGCCUAUGGGAAGGGCCCGGCAUUGUAGCCAGUCUCUCCCACAAAUAUGACAUCGGUCGCUCUACUGGCAUGCAUAGGUCAAACGGACAAUGCUCAGUACCCGUGCCCCCGUUGCGGGAUCAAUGGGUCAUCGAGCCAAGUGACUUGGCAAUGUCAUUGAAGUGA